AAUCUCGCCACAAAGAACUUCACAUUUUAACAGUUGCCGCGAAAAAUAGCUUACUUCACCUUUUAGCCACGAAGACUAAUAAAUUUCACGUUUUUUCCGCGAAGACUAACAUAUUUCAUUUUAGUUGCCACGUCGACUAUUGCGUUUCGGAGGCAACAUGUUAAAACAGUGAAUUAAUGUUACAUGUUAACAAUAAAUUAAUCAAAAGAGUUUUAAAAAUAAAGUCGAGUAACGCAAUGGAAGUCGGAACGCUUGAGAUCAUAAUAGGGCUCAGCGUACUAUCAUUUAUUUUCCACUAUUAUCUUACAUACCAUUUUGAUUUCUGGAAAAAACAAAAUGUUGUUGGACCGAAGCCUAUACCAUUUUUUGGCAACGUGAAGGAGAUUUUAUUUGGCGAAAUUCACGCAGGUUUGCUUAUGAAAAGAUAUUAUGAUCAGUAUAAAUCAGAACCAAUGAUUGGAAUUUAUGGGAAUAGAACUCCGUCAUUAAUUUUAAAAGAUCCUAGUCUUAUCAAAGAUGUUAUGAUAAGGGACUUUAAUGUAUUUCCUGAUCGUGGAUUCUACGUAAACGCUAAAGCUGAUCCUGUAAAUCAAAAUCUUGCUAAUUUGGAACAUGCCAGAUGGCGUCCACUCAGAACGAAACUUACUCCGAUCUUUACGUCUGGUAAACUCAAAGAAAUGUUCUACUUGCUUGUUGAAUGUGCUAAUAGUUUCGAAAAAUACGUGGAGAAAUUAAUUGAAAAAGAUGAACCAGUGGAAGUUCGUGAACUGACAUCUAAAUUUACAAUACAGGCGAUUGGAGUUUGCGUUUUAGGAUUAGAUACGAAGGCGCUCGAAGAAAAUAGCCAAUUCAGAACGUAUGGUCGAGCUCUAUUUGUUCCGACUAUUGUAAAUGUAGGUAGGAUUUUGUUACAACAGUUAGCUCCAUGGAUUUAUGAAAGUUUAGGACCUUUCAAAACAAGCGAACCCGUUAGAUUUUUCGCUAAAUCAACAAAGGAGAUAGUCGAAUAUCGGAGGAAAAAUAAGAUCAGAAGAAAUGAUUUUGUUGGUUUAUUAAUGGAUUUACAGGAUCAACCAAAUACACUAAGCAACAUUGAUUUCAGUGAUGAGUUUCUUGCUGGACAAAUUUUAGCAUUUUUUGCUGCAGGAUUUGAAACUUCUUCUACAACAGUCAGUAAUGCACUUUAUGAGCUGGCAUUCAAUCAAAAUAUUCAAGAUAAACUACGAAAUGAAAUAAGGGAAGAAAUCGAAAGAAAUAAUGGACAGUUGACGUACGAUAGCAUUAAAAGAAUGAAGUAUCUAGAUAAAAUAUACAAAGAAACCUUAAGAAAGUAUCCACCUGGAAGUAUUAUUCAAAGAAGAUCAAAUGCGCAGUAUACCUUUACCGGAACGAAGGUGACCAUACCAGCAAAUACAACCCUUAUAAUACCUGUGUGGGCUAUUCAUCGUGAUCCGGAUCUUUAUCCAGAUCCCGACAUAUUUGACCCUGAAAGGUUUAACGAAGAUAAUGAAAGCUCUAGACAUCCAAUGAACUAUUUACCCUUUGGUGAUGGCCCUCAUAACUGCAUUGCGGUACGGUAUUCAAACUACCAAACGAAAGUAGGGCUUAUUGCCGCAAUCAAUAAAUUCAAAGUCAAUGUCUGCGAUAAAACAUGUAUAUCGUAUCAAGUUGAGCCCCGCGCAAUUUUUACUGCUCCAGUAGGAGGAAUUUAUUUAAAAAUAUCGAAAGUCUUGUAGUUCGUUACUCAUAUAAAUACCCGUGCUUUUUAUUUCAUAUAUAUAAUAAAAAUGUUGUGUAAUUGAAGAAGCAGCGAACAAUAAAAGUUGGUCUUUGGUA
Nasonia vitripennis (jewel wasp) is the source of this 1836-nucleotide messenger RNA. RefSeq names its product cytochrome P450 6B1. The record is from RefSeq and is a predicted model, not a curated record. NCBI's taxonomy places the organism in Eukaryota, Metazoa, Arthropoda, Insecta, Hymenoptera, Pteromalidae. The transcript has 5 exons. Gene Ontology annotation, molecular function: iron ion binding; oxidoreductase activity, acting on paired donors, with incorporation or reduction of molecular oxygen; heme binding. The coding region runs from base 177 to 1736 and encodes 519 amino acids.